AUGUCACUGAGUAAGGCUAAAGCUAAAUUCUUACUGAUUAGAACAUUUGUAUUUGAUGACGUCGACCCAAUUGAUAUACAGAUAGGGAAAAUGAAUGCCCAGGUGAGACUUGGUAAAGAUUUUAAUUCAGGUCAAGUGAGACUUGGUAAAGAUUUUAAUUCAGGUCAAGUGAGACUUAGUAAAGAUUUUAAUUCAGGUCAAGUGAGACUUGGUAAAGAUUUUAAUUCAGGUCAAGUGAGACUUGGUAAAGAUUUUAAUUCAGGUCAAGUGAGACUUGGUAAAGAUUUUAAUUCGGGUCAAGUGAGACUUGGUAAAGAUUUUAAUUCAGGUCAAGUGAGACUUGGUAAAGAUUUUAAUUCGGGUCAAGUGAGACUUGGUAAAGAUUUUAAUUCGGGUCAAGUGAGACUUGGUAAAGUUUUUAAUUCGGGUCAAGUGAGACUUGGUAAAGAUUUUAAUUCAGGUCAAGUGAGACUUGGUAAAGAUUUUAAUUCAGGUCAAGUGAGACUUGGUAAAGAUUUUAAUUCAGGUCAAGUGAGACUUGGUAAAGUUUUUAAUUCGGGUCAAGUGAGACUUGGUAAAGAUUUUAAUUCGGGUCAAGUGAGACUUGGUAAAGAUUUUAAUUCGAGUCAAGUGAGACUUGGUAAAGAUUUAGAUUCGGGUUAA
Messenger RNA from Lottia gigantea (owl limpet), 663 nucleotides. RefSeq lists its product as hypothetical. The record is from RefSeq and is a predicted model, not a curated record. NCBI's taxonomy places the organism in Eukaryota, Metazoa, Mollusca, Gastropoda, Lottiidae. Bases 1 to 663 code for a protein of 220 amino acids. The transcript is spliced from 3 exons.